AUGGGCAACCACACCACAGUGACCACUUUCCUGCUGUGGGGAUUUUCCAGUUUCCCAGAACUGCAGAAUCUACUCUUUGCUGUGAUUUUCCUCUUCCAUGUGACCAUCCUACUAGCAAACGUGUCCAUCAUGGUGGCCAUCAAGCUCAGUCACAGCCUUCACACCCCCAUGUAUAUCUUCCUCUUUGCUCUGUCCCUUUCAGAAACUUGCACCACUAUGGUAAUCAUCCCCCGCAUGUUAGUGGACUUGCUGUCAGAGAGCAAGACCAUUUCUCUCCUCCAGUGUGCCACACAGAUGUUUUUCUUCUUUGGCUUGGGAGCCAAUAACUGCUUCAUAUUGUCUGCCAUGUCCUAUGACUGUUACACCGCCAUCCACAACCCAUUGCAAUAUCCCAUCCUGAUGACCCACAAGAUCUGCUUUCAGUUCAUUAUGGCCUCCUGUGUGCUUGGCUUCUUGGUUUCCCUGUGCAUUGUCAUCAUAAUAUUCAGCUUGUCCUUCUGUAACUCUAACGUCAUUCAGCACUUUUUCUGUGACAUUGCACCUGUGGUCUCCCUUGCCUGCAACUGCACCUUUUUCCAGAAAGUGGUUCUCCUUGCAUUCACUGCCUUUGUGCUGGUGGGCAGCUUUAUUUUAAUUAUGGUUUCUUAUGUCUUCAUUCUGUUCCUAGUUGUGAAGAUGCCCUCUGCCAAGGGAAGGUAUAAAACCUUUUCAACUUGCUCUUCUCACUUCACUGUAGUGUUCAUACAUUAUGGAUUUGCUUGCUUUGUCUAUUUGAGGCCCAAGAACAGUGACUCAUUCGGGGAAGAUACACUGCUUGCAUUGUCAUACACCAUUCUGACUCCUCUGCUUAACCCCAUCAUUUACAGUCUAAGGAACAGAGAAAUGCAGACAGCCUUGAAGAAAGAGUUUGGCAAUGUAAUCAGGUUUUUCCCUCAAAUGAUAAAUAAAAGAACCCAGAAAAUUUGA
This is a messenger RNA of Nannospalax galili (Upper Galilee mountains blind mole rat), 966 nucleotides long. Its product is annotated as olfactory receptor 10T2-like. The record is from RefSeq and is a predicted model, not a curated record. Gene Ontology annotation, biological process: G protein-coupled receptor signaling pathway. Gene Ontology annotation, molecular function: G protein-coupled receptor activity; olfactory receptor activity. NCBI's taxonomy places the organism in Eukaryota, Metazoa, Chordata, Mammalia, Rodentia, Spalacidae. The coding region runs from base 1 to 966 and encodes 321 amino acids. Gene Ontology annotation, cellular component: membrane. The transcript has a single exon.